AUGUAUGGAAGCUACAAGCCUGUGACAACAGAGGAUGAGAAAAAUGGCCUGGAAAAUGACCUGGCGCCGGUGGCAUGGCAGGCAUUCACCCAAAAUCAGACUAUCACGGGCUGCCUGUCCAACAGCGUGCACCCAGUGUCGUACAGAGUGACCGAGGGCUGCAAGCAGUUGGUGGCGGGGACGAACUACGCGUUCGAAUUCGAGACAUUUUUUGACUGCACGACGCAGCAGAACGCAGCUUCGUUCGGCUCAGUGACCCUGGACGCCAUAGUCUACCAACCCCUGGCAACUCAGGGUCAGAACACCGGACCACAGGUCAGCAGCGUGUGGAAUAUUACGAAAGCAUAA
Molecule: messenger RNA, 348 nt
Organism: Coccomyxa subellipsoidea C-169
Lineage: Eukaryota; Viridiplantae; Chlorophyta; Trebouxiophyceae; Coccomyxaceae
Exons: 3
Coding region: 1-348 (115 amino acids)
Source: RefSeq, a predicted model, not a curated record